This is a messenger RNA of Schistocerca piceifrons (Central American locust), 4692 nucleotides long. RefSeq lists its product as uncharacterized. NCBI's taxonomy places the organism in Eukaryota, Metazoa, Arthropoda, Insecta, Orthoptera, Acrididae. Gene Ontology annotation, molecular function: DNA-binding transcription factor activity. The record is from RefSeq and is a predicted model, not a curated record. The transcript has 3 exons. Bases 376 to 969 code for a protein of 197 amino acids.
GAAGGACAAUAAAUUUCAUGACGUAGGCACGCGUCAUCGCGUGUUCCACGAGUUGUCCGAUCGACUGUUGUGUGAAUGCUGUAUACAUCGACUGUUGUGUGCAUCUUCGAUCUGCAUUGCUAUUUGUUUGUGUAGUUUCAUUGUCCGCGUGUCCGGUGUUGCUCGCGUGAACGGCGUUCUGAACAUGGGCUCUAACGGAGAUGAGAUAGCUUUCGAACAGAUCCUUCAAGAUAAUCUGAAAGAUUUCGCUGUCGGUAACGACGGCAAAUACUGUGGCUCUGUGAUUCGGAGGAAGAGAUCAAAAGACUAUGAAUAGUCUUAAGUGCAUAGGGUAUUCAUACUCGGUAAGGAGCAGCCACCAUCGCCAAAAAUUGCAUGAAACCGCCACCAGCUGACCAUGUUAACCCAGCAAAAAAGAGAUUGUUGAUUAUGGAUACGAAAAAGAGCGAUUGCCCUGCCACUUUUUCAAUUAAAUGUGUUGAAGUGUAUCCAGGCUAUUCUGUUCAAUCAGUAGAUGAUCGUGAAAUUAAAAAGAAAGUUGUCCACAGUUUAAAACAGGCUUUGGAGGCAGCCAAUAAACCUGAAAGUGUUCUUCGCUUUUAUGUGAGGGCGUCACCACCAGACCACCAUACCCACAGCACAGAAAGCAUAAAAGCAAGUGGAGACAUACAUCCCUUGCUAGCUGUGGAAAUAGCAAAGGUUGUUGAAGAUGGAACUACAUCUGUGAGAAUAAUAAAGUUGCAUCUUGAAAGAUUUGUGAACAUAACCUUCACUGGACCACACAAGCCAGAUAAUAUGAACACUACAUUUUACCCCAAACAUCUCACAAUAUAUAGUCAUGUAUACAGGGCCCUUAAGAAAUUGAAGAAAAGUGUGUUUGACCAAGAGGCUUUGCAAAUGCAGAUUAAUGAGUGGCAGAAAGAAUAUAGAGGUGACAAUAUUUUUUUUCAGGCCUUUUUCAGAUGUUGAUGGAGAAAUACAGCCAUUGCUGUUUUGUUACGAGGGUGCAUGGCAGAAGGAUAUGUUAAAAAAAUAUGGAGAUGUAUGUUUGCUUGAUGCCACCUACAAAACAACAAAAUAUGACAUUCCUUUAUUUUUUGUUACAGUAAAGGCAAACGGAUGCUGUUUAGUGGUAGGUUUUUUCUUUAUUCAGGUAGAAGAUACAAGGUCAAUUGCUGAAGCACUACUUGUUUUCAAGAGGUGGAAUACAGACUUCAACCCAACCUACAGGGUUACUGAUUUCUCAGAGUCCGAGAUAGCAGCAAUUAAAGAAAUAUUUCCAUUUUCAAAAGUGUACUUGUGUUCAUUUCACAGGGAACAGGCUUGGGGGCGAUGGGUUAAAAAGGGAGGGAAUCUAACUGUAGGAACUGAUAAGGAGUCUGUUCUGGAGCUUGUGGCGCUAUGUUGCAGCGUCUCCAUCUGAGGAACAGUUCAAACUCAAUGUUGAAAUGUUAGAGACUCAUGAGGUUUUUCGUCGGAACCCCAAGUCACUUAUUUAUUUUAAAAAUCAAUGGCUCUCAGUUGCUGAAAAUUGGGUGAGAGCUUUCGAGAAUAUUGGCACAUUUGCCAAUAUUAGAACCACAAACGGUGCUGAAACAAUAAACAAGAAGGUCAAAAAGUCUUUUCUGAACUAUGACACAGACAAAACAUUAACAGGAGUUGUUAAGGUAUUAGUAAAUAGUUUCAUUCCUGGCCUCAUGAAAAAGUAUUGCCAAAUGAAUUCUGUUAUUAGAAAGAACAAUGAAGUUGUACCUGCAUUUUUGCAUGGAAAGACACAGGAAAAUAUAACACACGUGUGGAAACGAUAUUCUUCUGCGGAAGAAAGCUUCAGUAAAGAGUCAGUGUCAGUAAUAAGUGAGGGUGUUUUUUCCGUGAAAAGCGACACUUCAAAAGAUCUUAGGUAUACUGUAAACUUUGUGGAACCAAGUUGUACAUGUGAAGAUUACCAAAAGCACAAAUAUAUGUGUAAACAUUUGUGCCAUCUUUAUUUUCUAUCGUCAAUGGGGUUUUGACAAAGUAAAUGAAAAGUACAGAAAUAGCCCGUUAAUUUGUUUGGAUAGGACAUGUGGGUAUGGUGCAAGUGGCAGCUGUCUUUCACAGACUGAUUCUGCACUGCGUUAAUUAGAGGAGUCCAGCAGUGAUGAUGCUAUGAAUGAAGAGCAUAACAUUCCUGAACCAUCAGCUUCUCCUUCAUCUCUGUUUCGAGAGGCAAGAGAGAGAUGUCGGAGUAUUAUAAAUCUCACAUACAGUUGUGACAAUGACACGAUAAAGUGUUAGAGGCACUUAAAAAUGUGGAACAUAUUGGUUGUCGAACCCUACAGAAAAUGGUCUUCCUUUAGCAGCGACAUCAUCUACAAAAAUGUAGGAACACUCAUUUAAAUGGAGGUAGCAUUUGUGAAACAUGUAUUUGCCCUUUUGCUUUUCUGGAUGUUCAUACAGAUUUAAAAAUGAAAUGGAUUGAUCAGAGUAUGGUGAGUUAAGUGUCUACAGCAAUCACUUACAUUGGGAGAUUUUUCAGUUUUACAUUAAAAUAUGUGGUAGUACAGCAAAUUUAAAACUGGAAGAACUUCCCAACCAAAAUGAAAGUCAUGGUUACACAACUUGCCAUACCCUCAUAAAUACAUUUUACCAUCAAUGGUUAAAGUAGAUACCCAACUGUGUGCUGAUUGUGCUGCUACUGAUACUUUUUUGUUAAAUGGUAUUGGUAGCAUGAAACAAGACUGGAAGUACCAAAAAGCUCUUCUUUAUUUCUUAUAACAAUAAUAAUUAUUAUUAUUACACUUUAUUACAAAUAUUGUCAGAGUUAUUGGAGAAAUACAUAAUAGGUGGUACCAAUGGUCAUUACUGAAGGUUGAUACAAGAGAAUUAAAACUCUGAAUGGUCCCUAAAAAGCAGAUCUGAUCAAAUUUUACAGAAAGCUACAUGUAAAUAUACAGGAGUAAAAACUGUCACCACUGUUGGCAUGAGAGUUUCCAUAAUGCUAUAGCUAAGACUUUGUAUGUAGUGUUUGACGAUUCAGUAUGGUACUUUUCCAGUAAUGGGUAAUGAAAAUGUCAUGGCGCCUGUGCAGAAGUGCCUAUUUCAUAUUAGAGUUAGCGACCCAUGUGUGCAUCUGUUUAAUGUUGAAAAGUGUUGUUUUCAUAUAUGUUUGAUCGGAAGUUAAACAACAACACUUUUCAUGUAAAACAGAUGCACAUGUGUGUAUGUAAUUGUAACAAGAAACAUAUGCACAUGUGCCAUGUUCAUUUCCCAUUUCUGAAAAAUGACUGACCAUUCUAACUACAUUUUAUGUAGGGUUUAUGAAAAAAUUAGUAAUGUUUACAGGGCUUUCUUGUCUCUUUUGCAACAAGUGAGGGAUUGGCGGCCAUUUAUGUUCCACCACAGUUUCCGCACAAAAUACUCAAACUUACUACUUGCACUGAUUCAGUACAAAAGUCAAUUACUAAAGCAUAUGACACCAUUGCAUUGUUGUAUCUUUCUGUGCAGGCUCAGGGAUAUAUGUUUCAAUGGUAGGAUUUUUCUGGUGUGUGUGUGUGAGACUACUUCCAAAAGCAGUUCCUCAACCAUUUAGUCUUGUGGAUCUCACACACACACACACACACACACACACACACACACACAUUGAUAUUCUUUAAUUAUCCUUCAAGAUGCAGCUGGCUAGUAGUACGCAUCGCAACAUAAAAAAUAAUAAAUUCCCCACAGACAAGAAUUAGAUAUGAACCAACAAAAUUUCAUGCAAGGAUAUUGCCAAAAUUUGUGCCCCGUUAAGUUUUAAUGAUUCUGUAACAACAGAUGAUGUAACAUGUCACCACAAGAAGUAAUGCACUCCCAUUUUCUACAGUUAGAUAACCUGGUUCCUAAGACAGAAGUGUCAAGUGCGUUCAAGUGAAAUAAUGUAAAUAGCUUUUUCCAAAAGGGAAAUGCAUCCUUAAUAGUUUUUACCUUGAACUCUAAGAAACUGCCACCCAACCCAUUAACUGUGGAUGAUGAUUGUUCCAUCUCUUGGGAAUUUGUAGAACUUCGUAAAUUGGCACUCAUACAAUCAACUUCAAAGGAGGGUCGAGGAAAAGAAAAAUCCAACCACUAAACACCACAUCUUUGCAUUGAGUGUCGGGCAAAACAUAGGAAAGUCACAUUUUGUAUAUAUCAUCUAGCAAAUUAACUUGCAUUGCUUUGUGUCACUGUUCUGUACUGCAUUGGUAUUGGGAUUCAGACUCAGCAGGGAAAAGGUUCACAUCCAUAGGUUCUGUUUGUGCUCAUUAAUCUGAAUCUGUAUUAAAUUUUCUUCACAUUGCAAAUUGUCUUGUCUGUGAAGUAAAACUUCGUGUAGUCGUGGUGUCACUUGAUUUCUCUAGUGAAGUCAACGGGAAUAAGUAGAUUCUGUAAGCUUACGUGGAUUUGGUUUAUGUAGCUAAGUGGUACUUAAUAUUUAAAAUUGGAUAACCUUGUCACUGUUAAAUACAUAAGAAUUUUUUUGUGCUUAUUACUAUAGACAUAGGAUUUUUGUGUAAAUGAGCUCUUAAAAAACUACAAAUGUAUUUGUUUUUGUAAAUAAAGUGGCAUGUCUCACACCAUAAUAAAUUGUACAGAUGAGCAGUGUAACAUCUGAAAUAUGUGUUAUGGAUGUAUACCAUGUUUUUAAUGAAAACUGUAAUCAUAUUGUUUGUCCAAUAAAACCAAAUUUUUAUUCUU